This is a messenger RNA of Anguilla rostrata (American eel), 3331 nucleotides long. It is a transcript of the gene clec3ba, whose product is annotated as C-type lectin domain family 3, member Ba. The coding region runs from base 322 to 912 and encodes 196 amino acids. Lineage: Eukaryota; Metazoa; Chordata; Actinopteri; Anguilliformes; Anguillidae. The record is from RefSeq and is a predicted model, not a curated record. The transcript has 3 exons. Gene Ontology annotation, biological process: ossification; bone mineralization.
AUAAAUCUAUUAUUGCGAAAUAGUCUGGGAGUGCUGUACACCCCGCCCUCACAUUUUAAAAAGAAAGUCAGGGUAGGCUUAGCCAUUUGGGGAGAUUCAGGCAGGGUUUUCCCAUCCUGUUCAUGGUCUGCAACGAAUUACCUAUGAACUUUUGGCGUGCGUAAAAUCGCCGUGUUGGGCUAACAUGACCUUUAGGUAUCCUUGUUUCUGAAGGUUUUUUUUUCUCCCGUAAACCAUACGCUUUUGAUAAACGCGUAUUUCUGUUAAGGAGACAAUACAGAUAAAGUAUUACGCUAGAUUGGUACAUUCUUCGGUUCAACAAUGUUCAGAAGCGCGCGUCUGACGUUCUGUCUUAUUAUUCUCGUGCAUUACUCACUCCAAGAAACUCCCAAGAAAAAGAAUGGCAAGAAAGAUGGUGGAAACGCGGCCGCUAUCGAGGAACUAAAGAAACAGAUAGAAAACAUUGUACAGGAGCUGAACCUACUGAAAGAGCAACAAGCUCUGCAAACAGUCUGUCUGAAAGGAACCAAGAUCCAUGGCAAGUGCUACCUGGCUGAUGACACAAAGAAACGCUACCAUGCUGCGAGCGAAGACUGCAUUGCCAAGGGGGGCACCCUGAGUACCCCACUGACCGGGGACGAGAAUGACCAGCUGUACGAGUAUGUGCGCCGGAGCGUGGGGCCCGAGGAGCAGGUGUGGCUGGGCAUUAAUGACAUCCUGACCGAGGGGAGCUGGCUGGAUCAGGCCAGUGCCACUGUGCGCUACAAGAACUGGGAAACGGAGAUUACCCACCAGCCUGACGGAGAGCGCAACCAGAACUGUGCUGUGCUGUCCACCACCGCCAACGGGAAGUGGUUUGAUGAGAGCUGCCGCGCUGAGAAAGCUUCUGUUUGCGAAUUCAACAUCGUCUAAGAGCCAGAGUUCUUUGAUUUGUCGCCCGGUGGCAAAAUAUGGCCUGCCAUACAUCUACAUACGCGUACAUGCAUGCCAUACAGGCACUUUGAUUACCAAAAGAAUUACUAUCAGAAGUAUAAAAUAAAUAUGGCCUGCCAUACAUCUACAUACGUGUACAUGCAUGCCAUACAGGCACUUUGAUUACCAAAAGAAUUACUAUUCAGAUGUAUCAAAUAAUUGUGACUUCAGAAUAAGAAGUAAUUGCUACAAAUAUUUUGUUUAGAAAGGACUGUAAAGGAAGUUCAAUGCAACUUAUUCAUAUGUAUAUAAAUAGUUAAUAGGACAUCUCUGGACCCUGUGCACAGUUUUUUAAAGGAGAGGAGAUAGUCUGCCGUCCUUAGGCAUUUUCCACUUUAUUCAGACAGGGGACAAGCGAAGAGGGAUCACCAUACAGAAAGUGCCAUAGUAGGUAAUGUAACCACUGACCACACAGGAGUUGCAUGUGAGUUGAGAGUUGGCUGCCCUACAGACUGCCACAUCUCACCAGUGCACACCAUUUUUAAAAAGAUUAUCACAUAUGAGAUUUAAGAAUCGGAAGAACUAAAGAAUCCUGCUUUAGAUUUUAAUCCAUAUAUACUGUAGAACACGUGUUUUACAUCUAUUUUAUCGUUAUAUAAUUUAGUUCUUUAAUUUAGUAUUAUAUCAUAGUAACUAUAGUUUAUUUUAUAGGGCUGGCCAAAAAUAGAUAGGCCUAAACUUUCCAUGGUUUCUAAUUUCUACAGGGCUACACAGGGAUCUGCUAAAUGUAAAAAGUUUUAUUUAUGCUGAUCUUCAGUUUAUGUUUUUGUUCCAGUGUGACUGCAGUUUAAAACAUUGUGUUUCAUAAGAAUGGCUAUGAAAGGUAAAUUGAACUUUCUAGUAUUAAGUACUCACCAUCUAUCACUAAUCUGAGUUAGUUUAGGUUAAUAAUAGACAUCCUGUUUAGUUUUGGUCAGUAAUAGACAUGCUGUGUCAACCAUAUUACAAGAUUUAACAAAGCAACAAAUGAGCUGAUUCAUUUGAAAAGUAUGGAACAAUACAGCUAAAGAUUUAAAGGUGAACAUCACUACUUUCUUAUUUUAAAGAACAAUUCCAGCUUAUUUAUGUAGGCUCAAGUUAGAUGCUGGUGAGUACAGUGCUUACACUCUAUAUGCAUUUAGAUUUUCUACAGUAUAUUUUGUGGUCAUUCAUUUUACACUUUCAUAUUGACAUUAAUGUGGAAUAUUUCAGAUUUCAUUAUUAGUUACAUUUGAGAAAAAAUAUCUCCCUGAUGUUAGACUAGAAAAAUAUUCAUUUCUUAAAUAAUUAAAACCUUUAAACUGCUCAACAGCCUUUCAUUUUAUUAUUAUUGUGUGGAUAAUAGCACACAGAUUUUAUGUCCUAUUGGAAUGCUACUACUGGGGGGUUUGGUGUUCAUCUACUUCUUACAUUUAUGUGACAGCUUAUUAAAAAAAUUUAGUUUUAUUUUCCAAAUAUUGCUGAUGUGUUAUUGGAUCUCAAAAGUAAACAGCCUUGAUCAACUGUAACUGGAAUUCUUAAUAUAUGAGCACCCCUAUUAUGUGCUUUUUGUGAUAAAAACAUUACCUGAUAUUUAAGCUAAAUGAUAAAAGAUCAAAAGUUAGCUCUUCAUCUGACUGAAAGCUCUUCCCAACUUGCCCCCAUGUGCAGCAAAAUUUUCAGGCCAAAAGUUCAGGCCAAGAAAGUUCAUAAGGCACAUUUGUAGCAAUCUUGGCAAAGGUUGACACGAUUACAAGUAAAUUACACGAUCUUUCAUUAACUUUACCUUUCUGCUAAUCAUAGAAUGGGUCAAUUGGUCAAUCUAGCGAUGUCGUUGUUGAAUUUGACCACUACUAAACCUUAGUUUACAUACAGUGUAUUUAAACUCAAGCCAUUUAUUUAUUUUAAAGUAAAAUGAUGUUUAUUUAUUCUAGCCAACAAAAAUCACAAAGGUUAAUCCUGUUUCCACACAUGCCAAAAUUUAAAACACAUUCUUUUUUUCAUAAGAUUUUUAUAUAAAAAUACACUAAUGUCCAGUAAAACAUGUAUUAAAAUUACAUUACAUAAAUAUUUCACAGCAAUAAAACACAGAAAAGCUAACUUUCCUCAUUGUGAGCAUACUGAACUUGGUUCCGUUGUGUUUGCAUCAAAGGGGUGAAAUGCAGACAUUUCCUACAUACCAUGAGCUUCGGUCAAAGGGGUGACCUUUGCUUGCUUUUGUGAUUUCAUAUGUCAAGACAGGGUGGAUUUCAAAUGGGAUAUAGUAGUUAGCCAGAUACAUUUCAGAACUUAUUUUAUAGAAAGAAAUAUGAUUGGAUAAAAGCCUAGGUAACUUCAAAAUAUUUCACAAAGUCAGCCAGCUAACUCCUUAACCUGCUUGUGAAAUACCCCCAUAUGAUAA